AUGGCUAGCCGCUACUCCUCCGACGAGGAGAGGGAGCGAUACAACAUCCAUGUCACUCGUCGCCAGUCGCCGCCGGGAGUCCGUUAUGUGACGAACCCGUCGGUGCGGGGAUCUCAAUAUGACGGGCCCAGCUUUCUCAGGCCGGAUAUUCGCACCACAGAACGCACCACGGCCAUCACCAGGUCUCUCUCGCGCACUCGAUCGCCGCCUCGCGAGAGCCCUCGUGAUAGCCGCACGGCUUUGGGCCCUGCCGCUCCGGCCCCUCCUGCGCCUGCGCCUGCUCCCAUCAUCAUCAACAACCGCAUCUACAACGAGCAUUCGUCCGACGAGGACCUGAGCGAUGACAGCCCGCGCCGCAGCCGCCGUAAUGUCUAUCGCCGCCGCUCCCGCUCCCGUUCCAGCUCUCGGUCCAGCUCCCGCUCGCAGUCUCGAACGGGCCACAUGACGCGAGAAGCGUGGGAGGCAGAGGCGGCCCGCCGUCAGCUGGACGAGAUGCGAAUCAGCACUGAGCGCGACAAAGAGCACCGCCGUCUCGAGGCGCAAUACCGCGAGGAAGCAGAGCUCCGCCUUACACAGCGACAGCUUGAGGAUAUGAAGAGGCGCACUCACGAUGAAGACAUCGAGAGACGCAUCACCAAGGAACUCGAAUACAAGCGCCUCAAGGAAGAAGGAGCUGCUGGGGAAGCUGCUGAGGAAAGACGGCGGCUUGAAAAGGAGUACCGCGAUGAAGCGGAGCUUCGUCUUACGCAGCGACAGCUCGAUGAGAUGAAGAGACACAACGCUGAGGCAGAUGUGGAGAAACGCAUCAGAGAUGAGUACGAGUACAAGCGUCUCAAGGAAAUGGGAGCUGCCGAAGAAGCUGCCGAAUUGAAGCGACGACUUGAAAAGCAGUACAGUGAAGAUGCAGAGCAUCGUCUCACCCAACGGCAGCUUGAUGAAAUCAGAAAGCGUGAAUCCGAGAUGAUGGUGGAGAAGCGCAUCACCAAGGAGAUUGAGUAUAAGCGCCUCAAGGAAGAUGAGGAUGCUGCUGAAGCUGCCGAGGAAAAACGACGGCUCGAAAGCCACUUCCGCGAAGAUGCAGAACAUCGCUUUACGCAACGACAACUCGAAGAGAUGAAGAAGCGUGAGUCUGAGAUGCAGGUCGAGAAGCGCAUAACCAAGGAGAUUGAGUAUAGGCGCCUCAAGGAGGAGGAAGAUGCCGCUGACGCCGCUGAGGAGAGACGACGGCUUGAAAGGGAGUUCCGCGAUGACGCUGAGCUUCGCUAUGCACAGCGACAGCUUGACAUCAUCAGGAAGCGUGAGGCCGAUACCGAGAAUGAGAAGCGUAUGCUGAGGGAGCUCGAGUUCAAGCGCCUCAAGGAGGAGGAGCACAACGCUGAAGAAGCGCGCAAGGCUGCCGAAGAGAAGAAGCGCCGCGAUAAAGAAUAUCGUGACGAGAUGGAGCUUCGCCAAGCGCAUCAACAGAUUGAAGGCAUCAAGAAGCGCGAGGCCGAAGCUGACAUGGAGAAGCGCAUCAAGAAGGAGCUCGAGCUCAAGCGCCUCAAGGAGGAGGAAGAAGCUCUCGAGGAGAAGCGCCGACGUGAAAGGGAGGCUCACGAAGCCGUCGAGAAGUACAAGAGGGCUGAGGCGGACCGCAUUGCCCGCGAGAAGGAGGAAAAGGAGCGAAUGGACAAGGAGUACAAGCGUCGCCUGCACGACGACCUUCUCAAGUCGGGCCUCGACGAGCAUGCUAUUGAGGCCAUCCUCAGCAACAAGAAGGUCACCUCGCCUGCUCCUGCGGCCCCUCAGCUUCCCAUGGCCCCUCAUGCUCCCAUGUCCCCUCAUGCCCCAAUGGGACCCCCGAUUCUCGCUCUUCCGGCGCCAGAACAUUCGGUGGAACGCCCGACCUACACCAGAAUGGCUCGUAGGUACCUCUCGAUUGAGACGCUGCGAACAUUCCAGAUCGAAUAUGAAUAUGACAAUGACCCCGAUUAUAUUUUGAUUAAGCGAUGGGUUCCCGAGUGGGAGCAAGACCAGUUUUGGCAGCACACCAAGAUCCUUCGGGAGAAGCGCACCAAGACGCUCAUGGUCGAAGAGAAGAAGCAUCACCACUCCGACCCCGACUUCGAGUGGGUUCGCAAGAAGCACAGCAGCAAGCACGACCGAAAGAGGAGCAAGUCGCCGGCGCUGCUCAUGUAUUUGGCGGGUGCUCGCCCGUCUUAA
This is a messenger RNA of Trichoderma harzianum CBS 226.95, 2202 nucleotides long. RefSeq lists its product as hypothetical. The transcript is spliced from 2 exons. The record is from RefSeq and is a predicted model, not a curated record. The coding region runs from base 1 to 2202 and encodes 733 amino acids. NCBI's taxonomy places the organism in Eukaryota, Fungi, Ascomycota, Sordariomycetes, Hypocreales, Hypocreaceae.